This is a messenger RNA of Dioscorea cayenensis subsp. rotundata (Guinea yam), 672 nucleotides long. Its product is annotated as transcriptional regulator TAC1-like. Bases 97 to 507 code for a protein of 136 amino acids. The transcript has 2 exons. Lineage: Eukaryota; Viridiplantae; Streptophyta; Magnoliopsida; Dioscoreales; Dioscoreaceae. The record is from RefSeq and is a predicted model, not a curated record.
UACAUAACCCUCUUCAUCAUUCCCUUCUCCUCUCCAUGAUCAUUUCAACAUGAACAACUGUUGUUAGCUUUGUAAUUGAACAAGAGUUUGAAGCUGAUGGAAGGAGGGAAGAAGAGCGAAACAAAGGUGUCGAGCGAUGAGGCUGAGUCAGCGGAGCAAGUGAAUGAUGAUGCAGGGACCGGUCGGUCUUAUGAGUGUAUGUUUUGCAAGAGAGGGUUCACAACAGCACAAGCACUCGGCGGGCACAUGAACAUACAUAGAAAGGAUCGAGCGAAGAUGAGGCAACCUCCGACUAAUCUUGCGAAGAAGACAGAUGCAUCUUCUUCUCUAGGGAAGGAUGAAGGCGUUAGGAGGCCACAGGAGUUAAGUUUGUUUAAUAAGGAUGUUCCAUUGAGUUUGAGCAUGAGGUUUGAUGGUGGAGGAUUGGAAGAUGGAGGGGAGAAGAUGAAGGAAGGUGAAGAAGAGGUUGAUUUGGAGCUAAGACUUGGUCAACAUCAUGAACCCUAACAAGGAUAGUUAGGGUUCAUCUUUGGCUUUUAAUAUUUCGUGAAGAUGGUAUCUAAUAUAUAUAUUUAUACAUAUAUACUAUGGAUUUUUCAUUGUUAUAUAUGUACAGAUAGGUAGUAAGUACUGAUUCUUUGAUGAGUUGAUUAUAUCUUGUUAUUUGAUCAU